Messenger RNA from Capronia coronata CBS 617.96, 894 nucleotides. RefSeq lists its product as uncharacterized. Bases 1 to 894 code for a protein of 297 amino acids. Gene Ontology annotation, molecular function: heme oxygenase (decyclizing) activity. Gene Ontology annotation, biological process: heme oxidation. The transcript has a single exon. Lineage: Eukaryota; Fungi; Ascomycota; Eurotiomycetes; Chaetothyriales; Herpotrichiellaceae. The record is from RefSeq and is a predicted model, not a curated record.
AUGGAAGACAAAUCGUCCCGUCCUUCGGAGACGCGUCCCUCGCUUCCGUUGGAACUACGCGCCGCGACACGCGAAGAGCAUCAUGCCUUGAAUACGCAAAUAGUCGCACGACUAUCUUUAUGUUUGUCUCCGCAUGUGGACAGUCCACUCGUUUACGCCAAAGGCAUGGCCUCCUUUGGCCAGAUCUAUUUUGCUUUUGAGGAAUUUCUCGCCACUUGUCGCGUGGGUGAUCGCCUAGAGCCUCGCCUCCAGGAAAUAUAUGACCGACUAUACCUGCCUCAACUUAUGCGAACCAGUCGAUUACGAGAGGAUCUUGAAUCAAUCAAGACAAGGUUAGGAGAAUCAGCGGCCAGAGAGAUCACUAUGUUAGAGGAUGAUUUCAAAGUCUACCACUCGCGGAUCCAUGAAAUACUCUCUGCAAAGCCUCACGUCCUGCUAAGCUAUACUUGGGCCAUGUAUCUCGCUUUGUUCAAUGGCGGGCGAUGGAUCCGGAAGCAGCUCGUCUCCCAAGGUUCUGACUUCUGGCGAGGAGAGCCGCUGCCGCUCUCGUUCUGGGAGUUCGGAGACAGCGGGGAUUCUGACCCCGAGGGAGAACAUCUCAAAGCAUUGUUUCAGGAACGAUUCCUGGCGGCAGCUUCGUUGCUCCGUGACGAGGAGAAGGACUAUGUUAUCAGAGAAACCCCUCGGCUGUUUGAACUCUGUUCUGAGAUUGUGCGCGAUCUACACCAAAGAUUGGCCGCUAUAACAUCAUCCACAACUCCCAUCUCUCCUUCCAAGUCCACCGAUUCUCAGGUCAGCGACUCUACCGGAGCCGUUGGGUCGGCAACGCCCUUAGCGACAGCCUGGCAGUACCUGGCAUCGUCAUAUGCAUCCCUCAGGACGACGACCAAAUGA